Coccinella septempunctata (seven-spotted ladybird) is the source of this 1562-nucleotide messenger RNA. RefSeq names its product cytochrome P450 6j1-like. The transcript is spliced from 4 exons. Gene Ontology annotation, molecular function: monooxygenase activity; heme binding; oxidoreductase activity, acting on paired donors, with incorporation or reduction of molecular oxygen. The record is from RefSeq and is a predicted model, not a curated record. Bases 55 to 1551 code for a protein of 498 amino acids. NCBI's taxonomy places the organism in Eukaryota, Metazoa, Arthropoda, Insecta, Coleoptera, Coccinellidae.
ACUUAGAAAUAACCUGAAAUAUUGUUUGAUUUCAGGUAGUGCAGUGAAAACAGGAUGAUUGCUCUGUACACCGGAUUGCUCUUGGUAAUCUUGAGUAUCAUUUUUUAUAUUUACAUGACGAGGAAUUUCAAACAUUGGAAGAAACGUAAGAUACCAUUUUUGAAACCUGAGCCAAUAUUUGGAAACUUGAGAGACGUGUGCCUGUGGAAAACCACCAUUGGCGAAUUCUGUAGGUCAGUGUAUGAAACCACCAAGGAACCCUUCAUAGGUUUCUUCAUCUUGGACGAACCCUGCCUGAUGGUGAACGAUUUGGAUCUCAUAAGAAACAUACUGAUCAAGGAUUUUGAUCACUUCCUCAAUAGAACAAUGACCAAUAACGAGGCGCAUGACGCAAUAGGAUCUAACAUACUAUUCCUGAUGAAAACUCCUAGAUGGAGGGAUAUUAGGAGGAGAAUGACACCAGCCUUCUCCUCCGGAAAAAUGAAAUUGAUGUCUAAGCUGAUGAUCAAAUGUGCAGAAGACAUGGUUGAUUAUGUGAGGAAGAAAAUAAAACAUGAAAACCUGGAAGUUCGAGAACUCUGCGGAAAAUUCACUACUGAUGCAAUAACUUCCACAUCGUUUGGUUUAGAAGCCGGUUGUUUUGAGCAAGAAGAUGCCCCAUUUAGAGUUAUAGCAAGGAGAAUUUACAACUGGCAGUUUGUCUGGCAUGCAAUUCAGACUACGUGCUUCUUCAUAGCGCCCAAGUUGGUACACUUGUUGAGGAUGAGUUUCAUCGAUGGUUUAUCGAGUAACUUCUUCAGGGACGUCUUCUGGAGGACUAUGAAGGAUAGGGAGAAAACCAAGUUCGUCAGGAACGAUUUGUUGGAUAUUCUCAUUGAAAUGAAGAAACAGGACCAGAUCGAUAACGUUGAAUCAUUAGAUGGGGACAUUUUAGUGGCCCAAGCUGUCCAAUUUUUCAUUGCUGGCUAUGAAACAACGAGCUCGACAAUGACAUUCCUUUUGAUGGAGCUGGCACAUAAUCCGGACAUACAAAAAAAAGUUAGGGAUGAAAUUAUACGCGUCAGGAACAAGUAUGGAGGGUUUUGUUACGAUGGUCUUCAAGAGAUGGAGUACUUAGAAUGUACCCUUUAUGAGACCUUGAGAAAAUAUCCAAUUGUGCCUUUCCUCGAUAGGAGAUGCUCAAAGCGAUAUCAAAUUCCAGGAAGUGACUUGGUACUAGAAAAGGGUGAUAUGAUUUAUAUCCCAAUUAUGGGAAUACACUAUGAUCCAGAAUAUUUUCCUGAUCCACAACGAUUUGAGCCAAACAGAUUCAGGAAGGAAAACUCUGAGACAAGGCACAAUAUGACAUUCUUGUCGUUCGGUGAUGGACCUAGAAACUGCAUAGGUCGACGAUACAGCCUUUUGAAUGCUAAAUGUGGACUAGCUCAUCUCUUGUCGAAUUUUGAAGUUCAGCCUUGUCCUGAUAAAAAUGAAAAAUUCGAAUUCAAUUCGAAGGGAUUCCUUUUGCAGCCACUGAAUGGCAUAACAUUAUUAUUUAAAGAAAUAAACUGAUAAGUAAUUUA